AUGGGCAGCCCUGUAAGCCCUAUCGUCGCUAAUCUUUGCAUGGAGGUAGUUGAAGAAUUAGCCAUCAAUACCUCUACAGUUGCACCAAGGGUUUGGAAACGAUAUGUUGACGACAGCUUUGUUAUCAUCAAGAACGAUGCUGUCUCCUCCUUCCAUGACGCCUUAAACUCCAUUGAUCCCAAAAUCGCUUUUACUAUCGAAGAAGAAAACAAUGGUCAAAUCUCUUUCCUGGACACGCUUGUUUCCAGGAAAAAUGGUGUUACUAGCAUUGAUGUUUACAGGAAGCCGACACACACAGAUAGAUAUCUGGAUUUUUCUUCACAUCAUGAAUUAAAACAUUAA
This is a messenger RNA of Pocillopora meandrina, 342 nucleotides long. NCBI's taxonomy places the organism in Eukaryota, Metazoa, Cnidaria, Anthozoa, Scleractinia, Pocilloporidae. The record is from the annotation of a GenBank genome assembly.